Molecule: messenger RNA, 3388 nt
Organism: Chelonus insularis
Lineage: Eukaryota; Metazoa; Arthropoda; Insecta; Hymenoptera; Braconidae
Gene: CDase
Product: neutral ceramidase
Exons: 15
Coding region: 638-2803 (721 amino acids)
Biological process (GO): sphingosine biosynthetic process; long-chain fatty acid biosynthetic process; ceramide catabolic process
Cellular component (GO): extracellular region
Molecular function (GO): N-acylsphingosine amidohydrolase activity
Source: RefSeq, a predicted model, not a curated record
AUUAAAGAACCGCUAGUUCGCAGCAAUUGAAAGUGACAUCAGUGGCUUAUGAACAACUCUUCAAGAACUUCUAAUAGUUUUUUCAAUUUUUCUUCAAACAAGAUACUUAAAAAUCGAUUAUUCAUUAUUUAAAAAUUAUAAAGUUCAAUAAAAAAAAAAGAGAAUAUAAAAAAAUGUUCAAUAAUUGCAGUGAUUCAGCUAUUACUGAAGAUUUAAGUUCAGAAAAGGAAGAGGAUGAAGCAAAAUGUGAAACUACAAAAUGAAUUUUCUGUCUAUAACAUUAAUGAAUCAAAUUACGGAUACGAAAAAGAAAAAAAAAUUGGAUUAAGUGGAUUCCCUCUAGGUUUUCGAAAUUCGCAACUACUACAUGGAAUGUGAAUUACGAAAUUGCCUAUCACAGCAAUGAGAGCAUGCAUUUAAGUCAAGGAAAACAUAAGUCACUAUUUUAUUACAUUUAAAAUCACAUAUGAUAUCAACAAAGAAGAUAUAACAUUGCAAAUUUUAAUACCACCAACAAUUAAUUGUGUAGUUGAAUUACAAUUCAUGAUAAUCAACAUCAAUGAAUAGAUCUGAAGUCAGGAUACGCUCUUCCAUGGUCUUCCGGUUUAGCGAAAAGAUAAUACGUACUGAGGAGUGAAUGGAUUCAUAUUGUUAUACCAUUGGGCUUCGUGCCCUCUUUUUUCUUUUAUUUUUUAUUUCAAUUACCUCUCAAAUGACUUUGGCAUCUUACAAUAUUGGAGUAGGACGAGCGGAUGUUACUGGGCCGGUUGCAGAAAUUGUCUUUAUGGGAUAUGCAAAAAUUGAUCAAAAAGGAGAGGGUCUUCAUCUACGUACUUAUGCAAGAAGUUUCAUUAUUGAUGAUGGCAAUGAAAGAUUCGUUUUUGUCAGUGUAGAAAGUGCAAUGAUCGGUCAUGAUGUUCGUGCUGCUGUAAUUCGUAGGCUUCGAGAUAAAUUUGGAAAUUUAUAUACUGAAGAAAAUGUCAUGAUAAGCGCAACACAUACUCACUCGAGCCCUGGAGGAUAUAAUUUAUAUAUGCUCUUUGAUCUCACAACUUUUGGGUUCAUCAAACAAAGUUUUACAGCUCUAAUCAAUGGAAUCACGACGAGUAUAGAACGAGCUCACGAUUCAAUUGUGCCUGGAAAACUUUUUAUCGAUCAUGGGGAAGUUUUAGAUGCUAACAUAAAUCGAAGUCCAAUGGCAUAUUUAAAUAAUCCUCAAUCUGAAAGAAACAAAUAUAAAUAUGAUGUUGACAAAAAUAUGACCCAAUUACAAUUUAUUGCUGCAGACGGUCGACCUUUAGGUAUUAUUAAUUGGUUUGCUGUACAUCCUACAAGUAUGAACAAUACAAAUAAACUCGUGUCUAGUGAUAAUGUUGGGUACGCUGCAGUAUUAUUCGAAAAAAUGAUGAAUAAAGAUGCAUUAGUAGGUCAGGGUGAAUUUGUAGCUGCGUUUGCCUCUAGUAACCUUGGUGAUGUUUCUCCCAACACUCGUGGACCUAAAUGCGAAUUUUCCGGCAACGAAUGUUCAGCUCAAUACACAUGUCCUGGGAAAAACGAGAUGUGCUUUGCGUCAGGUCCAGGGAAAGAUAUGUUUGAAAGUACUAGAAUUAUCGCCCACAAGUUAUUUAACGAAUCAACGAAUAUUUGGAACAAAAAAAAUGCUGUAGAAUUAAAAGGACCAGUUCGAAUUGUUCAUCGUUUUGUGAAAAUGCCAGGUCAAAAAGCGGAAUUUUUCAAUCAAUCGACGAAUAAUAAUGAAGAGGUGGAGACCUGUUUACCAGCUAUGGGAUAUAGUUUUGCAGCUGGUACCACUGAUGGGCCUGGGUCAUUUGCUUUUGAACAAGGUACAAAAACAUCAAAUCCGAUGUGGAACGCAGUGAGGAACUUUGUUGCGGCUCCCACAGAUGAAGAUAUCAAAUGCCAUGGGGCUAAACCGAUACUUUUAGCCACAGGGCGGAUGCGAUUACCAUAUCUGUGGCAGCCAAAAAUAGUCUCGACUCAUUUGGCGAUGGUUGGUGACUUGGUGAUAGCUGGUGUACCUGGCGAAUUCACAACCAUGUCUGGUAGAAGAACACGGGAAAUGAUUGCAUCUGUGGUUGAAGAGAAUACUAAGAUACAACCAGUAGUUGUCAUCGCUGGACUCUGCAACACGUACAGCGAUUACAUCACAACUCCUGAGGAGUAUGAAAUACAAAGAUAUGAAGGAGCAUCUACAAUAUAUGGACCGCAUACACUCACUGUUUAUUUGAAACAGUAUAGAGAGCUAGCAGCAGCUGCCACUCAAGGUAUAAAAUUGGAACCAGGACCAAGUCCGCCCGAUCUUACUCUUGAGAGAUUAAUAAGCUUACAAACUUCUGUGAUUUAUGAUACGCCAAAAUGGGGAAAAGAUUUUGGAGAUUGUAUUCAUCAAUCGGAGAAAAUUGUUUGGCCAGGCGAUACUGUCUCUGUGACUUUUGUGGCUGGACAUCCCAGAAAUAAUUUAAUGACCGGUAGAAGUUUCCUAUCUGUCGAAAAACUCGAAAAUGAUACUUGGAUUGAAAUUGCUACUGAUGCAGACUGGGAAACAAGAUUUCAUUGGGUUCGAACGUCGGUAAUUUUGGGAACUAGUGAAGUGGAAAUCAAGUGGGAAAUUCCAUUAAAUGCAGAACCAGGAAAAUAUCGGAUUGGACAUUUCGGAUCUUACCGCUAUAUAUUUGGUGGCAUAUAUCCUUACCAAGGACAUAGCAAUAUAUUCGAAGUGAAAACUCAAGAGAGUGUGAAAAGCCAUAACCCACACGUAGAUUCUGCGCAAAUAUGGAUGUAAAAUAAAUAGAUAUGGUAGAAUAUAGAACAGUAGUAUUAGAUAAUCGAUAAAUUAUUAAUGGAUCGAUGGUUUCCGAAUUUUUAAACAAGAAAAUUUUGUGCCAUAUAUAAGCUAAGAUUAUUUUUUAAAUAAAAAAAUCGAUUAAUUAAAGUGAUAAAAAUUUUUUAUGCAUUGUAAAGACCUUGAAAUGAUAAAUUUGAGAAUUUCAAGUAUUAUGUUUGCAUUUUCAAUGAAUAUUCACGGUAGAAAAAACAACAAUUGCUUGGUAAUCUUACGAUUGAAGAGAAGACCUUACGAAACAAAUGUCGAUCGUUACUUUUCACAUUCACACGGUUUCACUCGUCAUUAAUAUAAAAAGAAAUAAAACACACAGAUGUUAAUUCACCACAGUAAUCAGUUUUCUGUGAUGGGAACUAAAUCUGAAAUUACUUACAUGUAUUUGAUAUUUACCUAAUUUCAUAUUCUCAUGAAAAAUUAAAACAAACAUAGAAAAAAAAUAGAGAUGUCUAACAAACAUAAUAUUUGUAGUACCGAAAAAAUGAAUUUUUCAUCAUUAUGGGAGACAGUUAGAGAAAAUAAGUAAAA